Messenger RNA from Trichoderma harzianum CBS 226.95, 1401 nucleotides. RefSeq lists its product as hypothetical. Lineage: Eukaryota; Fungi; Ascomycota; Sordariomycetes; Hypocreales; Hypocreaceae. The record is from RefSeq and is a predicted model, not a curated record. The transcript is spliced from 2 exons. The coding region runs from base 1 to 1401 and encodes 466 amino acids.
AUGAUAACCCCCCCUGCUAUUUCGCUCGUUCUAUUUAUCUUCCUUCACGCGGCUGGCGCCGCUCCGACUACGCAUUUGUCAAACAUUACAAGCUCUAUUAAUGCAACCCUUCAAGAUCAAAUCGUCUCCCAAUGGGUCGGAGCACCCAACAUCCGUGGCACUUGGGACAUUGUGUGGACCUGCUUUGCGACUAUUUUUGUCUGCACAUACACACUUCUUUGCCUGAAUUUGCCAGCACCAAGUGAUUCCACAUUGGUCUUGGUUCGUCGGCGUGUUCUUUGGAUGGUUCUUGCUAUAAUUGGACCCGAGAUAGUUCUAAGUUAUGCUGCUGGACAGUGGAGCCGGGCCAAGCAAGCAGUCAAGUCUUUUACCAAGUCGGGCCAUAAGACGUUCAAUAUGCGACUGGCCUUUUUCGCAGAUAUGGGAGGGUUUAUGCUACACCCUAAAGGCCAUACCACGUUCGAUCCGUUUCCUCUCAACGCGAAACAGCUACACUGGCUCGUCAUACACGGACAUGUCGACUAUCCCGAUGUGGAUCACUUGAAGGAGAUUUGGGACAAAUCUAAGCAAGACCAGCUUGCCAAGAUCAUAACGGCUUUCCAAAUUGGCUACUUUGUUCUCCAAUGCAUCGGGCGGGCGACGCAGCGACUCACAAUCACAACACUGGAGCUCAACACUUUAGCUAUUGUUGUAUGCUCGCUGAUGACAUCCUUCACUUGGCAACAUAAGCCUUCAAACGUUCACACCCCGAUUCCUCUAUACACAAGGGCCACAAUUGAAGUUCUCAAUAACAACGAAUCAUGGCGAAAUACCCCACUGGACUUCAUCGAUGUUAAUGGGCCUGGCUGGUCCAUGAAUGUGCAACCUUUCAUGAACAUGCCAGUGAUCCCGACGCAGAGACCAAUCCAGCGUAUUCCUAACGAUCGAUUUCCUAUGAAUCCUUAUGGGCUUCAAGAGUAUUGUGUAUGCUUUGCAACACUACUAUUUACGGGAAUUCACGUGGCAGGCUGCGGCUUUUCAUUCCCCACCAUUACGGAAAAGAUCAUGUGGCAGACAGCUAGCUGGCUCCUAUUUGCAGUCACGGGCAUUUUCUGGAUUUUCGAGACUAUGGCAUCUUGGACGCGACUUGGCCGCUGGAAAUGGCUGUACUUAUGGGUAACGGACCGAAAGAAGCUACCAGACUUUGAGGCAAUCAAAAGGGAGGAACAGCAGAAGAGAGAAGCGAGUUAUGAGUGGACUGAGCUCCCACUUCCUUGGGAAUUUUGGACGAUUAUGCCUGUUGCCAUCGUGUAUGGCAUCGCGAGGAUGUAUCUCAUAGUUGAGGCCUUUCUGGAGUUUCGAAGAGUGGAUGCCGCCGCGUUUCUCGAAGUGAACUGGGCCAGUUUCAUACCGCACAUUUAA